This is a messenger RNA of Nelumbo nucifera (sacred lotus), 2012 nucleotides long. RefSeq names its product protein NRT1/ PTR FAMILY 5.2-like. Gene Ontology annotation, biological process: transmembrane transport; dipeptide transport. The record is from RefSeq and is a predicted model, not a curated record. NCBI's taxonomy places the organism in Eukaryota, Viridiplantae, Streptophyta, Magnoliopsida, Proteales, Nelumbonaceae. Gene Ontology annotation, molecular function: dipeptide transmembrane transporter activity; tripeptide transmembrane transporter activity. Gene Ontology annotation, cellular component: membrane.
UAUAUAAAUAGGGAUUGAUCGAUUGAGAAGAAAGAACGUGAAUUGAACGCUAAGUUCAGGCUCCAAAGAACUGACUUGAGCACCACAGAGAAGAUAGUUCAACUAACUGACUAAACCAGCAAAUUAAGAGAUCAUCAAUCUAUGGGAAAGGACGUCGAGAAGGAAGAUGGGCGUGGUGAUUUUACUCAAGAUGGGACUGUGGAUCUCAAACGGAACCCUGUUCUUCGAUCCAAGCGAGGUGGCUGGAAAGCUUGCUCCUUCAUUGUUGUUUUUGAGGUACUUGAACGCAUGGCCUACUUCGGAAUAUGGUCGAAUCUGGUAAUUUACCUGACCAAGGAGCUCCAUCAGGGCACAGUCACCUCGGCCAACAAUGUUACUAACUGGGUCGGGACAACCUGGAUCACACCCAUCUUGGGUGCUUAUGUUGCUGAUGCACAUCUUGGGCGAUACUGGACUUUUCUCAUUGGAUGUGCUUUCUAUCUUUUGGGAAUGAGCCUCCUAACGUUGGCAGUUUCACUCUCUUCACUGAGACCUCCUCGUUGCCCACAAACAGAGAAAAUCACAAACUGUAAACAGGCCUCCAAAUUACAAUUGGUUGUGUUCUAUGGUGCAUUAUACAUAUUGGCGUUGGCAACCGGUGCAAUCAAGCCCAACAUCUCGACCAUGGGCGCCGACCAGUUCGACGAUUUUGAUCCCAAGGAGAAGGCCCACAAGCUCUCCUUCUUCAAUUGGUGGAUGUUUGGCAUAUUCUUUGGGUCAUUCUGCGCCAACACUUUCCUUGUGUACAUACAGGACGAUGUGGGUUGGACCCUGGGUUAUGGGCUCCCAACAAUUGGGCUUUUGGUAGCGGUGAUGAUCUUCUUGACAGGUACAUGCUUUUAUAGGCAUAGGGUACCCACAGGGAGUCACUUCACAAGGAUGGCUAGGGUCAUAGUGGCUACUCUUAGGAAAUGGAGGGUGCCCAUUCCUGAUGACCCCAGAGAGCUCUAUGAGAUUGAUUUGAAGGAAUACAAAGAAAAAGGAAAGUUCAGGAUUCAGUCCACAUCUUCAUUGAGGUUCCUCAACAAAGCCUCUGUGCAAACAGGUUCUUCAAACAGUCCAUGGAUGCUUUGUCCAGUAACCCAAGUGGAGGAGACGAAGCAAAUGGUUAGAAUGAUUCCCAUCUGGAUAGCAACACUCAUGCCAGGUCUAAUGUUCGCUCAGAUCAAUACCCUUUUCGUGAAGCAAGCUACAACCCUUGACAGCACUGUAGGAAGCUUCCACAUUCCCCCAGCCAGCCUAGGUGGUUCUGCAACCAUAACCAUGCUUAUCACCGUCGUGAUAUACGAUCGGUUGUUCGUCAAAACCAUGAGCAGAUGGACUAAGAAUCCUAGAGGAAUCACUUUGCUUCAGAGAAUGGGAGUCGGUCUUGCUCUCCACGUUAUAACCAUGUUGGUUUCAUCUCUAACUGAGAGGUGGAGAUUAAGUGUGGCCAGAGAUCAUGGUUUAGUAGAAAAUGGAGGGAAAGUUCCUCUCAGCAUAUUUAUUUUGCUCCCUCAGUUUGUGCUUAUGGGGAUGGCUGAAGCUUUUUCAGCUGUAGCAAUAAUUGAGUUCUUCUAUGAUCAGGCGUCUGAGAGCAUGAAGAGUUUGGGGACUUCUUAUUCUUUGGCUAGUAUGGGGAUUGGAAAUUUCCUUAGUUCUUUUCUUCUGGCCACUGUGUCUCACGUCUCCAAGAAGGGCGGUCAUCAUAAAGGAUGGAUUACGAACAACCUCAAUGCGUCUCAUUUGGAUUACUACUAUGCAUUCAUUGCAGUACUGAACCUUCUGAAUUUUAUCUUCUUCCUUUCUGUGAGUAGGUUCUAUGUUUAUAGAGCAGAGAUCUCUGAUUCAAUGGAAGUGCUCAAAAAAGGCCUACAAUGUGAGUAGGCUCUGCUCUACCUGUUGGGGUUUUCGGGGCACAAACACACUUAUAUGGAGAAGAAGAAGUUGGUAUGUAACGAUCAGAGUACUGUAUUUUAGCAUUAUUCUGUAAA